This is a messenger RNA of Nanorana parkeri, 1274 nucleotides long. It is a transcript of the gene HADH, whose product is annotated as hydroxyacyl-CoA dehydrogenase. NCBI's taxonomy places the organism in Eukaryota, Metazoa, Chordata, Amphibia, Anura, Dicroglossidae. Gene Ontology annotation, molecular function: NAD+ binding; (3S)-3-hydroxyacyl-CoA dehydrogenase (NAD+) activity. Gene Ontology annotation, biological process: fatty acid beta-oxidation. The record is from RefSeq and is a predicted model, not a curated record. Bases 103 to 1038 code for a protein of 311 amino acids. The transcript is spliced from 8 exons. Gene Ontology annotation, cellular component: mitochondrion.
GCUCCGUCUUCAGGCUGUCUCUGCUCUCUCGGCCCUCACUAUUGACGUCACUAGCUGUCACUUGUCGUGUGUCCUUCACCCCCACCAGCCGUCCAAGCAGACAUGGCCUCCGCAAGCCGGCAGCUCCUUGCACGAUGUAUGUCCAGCAGCACUGCAGACAAAAAGCUGGUCAUCAAACAUGUCACUGUGAUCGGGUGCGGCCUGAUGGGCUCCGGGAUAGCUCAGGUGGCUGCAGCAACAGGACACACCGUAGUAUUAGUAGACCAGACUGAGGACAUCUUGAAGAAGUCCACCAAAAGUAUAGAGGACAGCUUGAAAAGGGUCAGCAAGAAGAUGUUUGCAGACAAGCCUGAGGCUUCCUCUCAGUUCAUUCAGAAAACAUUAUCAAACCUGAGCACAAGCACAGACCCUGCGGCCGUAGUGCACAGCACUGAUCUCGUUGUGGAGGCCAUUGUAGAGAACUUGGACGUGAAACAUGAACUCUUCAAGAAACUGGAUAAGUUUGCCCCAGAACAUACCAUAUUUGCCAGCAACACUUCUUCCUUGCCAAUAACUGACAUAGCCAAUGCCACAAGUCGGCAGGACCGGUUUGGAGGCUUACAUUUCUUCAAUCCUGUCCCAAUGAUGAAGCUUGUAGAGGUCAUUAAGGCACCUAUGACAAGCCAGACAACUUUUGACUCUCUUAUCGAUUUCAGCAGAGCACUUGGAAAGACGCCCGUGUCGUGUAAGGACACCCCUGGGUUUGUUGUUAAUCGGCUCCUGGUGCCCUACUUGAUGGAAUCAGUCCGCCUUUAUGAGCGAGGACAUGCAUCUAAAGAAGACGUCGACAUUGCAAUGAAAUUAGGAGCCGGGUAUCCAAUGGGUCCUUUUGAACUCUUGGAUUAUGUUGGUCUUGACACUAGUAAAUUCAUCAUUGACGGUUGGCACGAGUUGGAACCCGAUAACCCUCUCUUUGCUCCUAGUGAGUUGCUCAAUAAACUGGUGGCUGAGAAGAAGCUGGGAAAGAAGACUGGAGAAGGAUUUUAUAAAUACAGAUAACUGGCUCAUCACUUUGCAGACAUCCUUUUGAUAAGCCUUUCCGCUUGCCUCAUGGUAAAUGGGACAGUUGCUUCUUGCUGACUGACCAUUUAUGCCAUAGUAGUUUUUUCUACGCUCUCCAUGUCCACACACUAGUGCCUUAGAGUAAAGAUUGUUUCUGUUCAUGAUUGAAACUUUUUUUUGUACGGACGCUUAUCAAGUACUGAAAUGUCAUAACCCAGCUAGAAUCAAUAAAA